GAGAGAACGCAACGAAACAAAUAUACAAAAAGAAAAAUCAUCAACAAAAGGUUUUAUAGGAAACAAUGUCUUGUGCCGUCUGCAACUCGCCUGUUUUCUCCCCGUCCUCUUCUCUUUUCUGCAACAACAAGACGGCGUCGCAUCAUAACCUAACUCUGUCUCAUUCCCAUCUCCAUUCUCCGGUUUCAUCUCCUUUUGCUGCGUCUCCCACUUCGCCGUUCUGCCUCCGUUUACUUAAACCGACGGUUAAGUCAGUUUUUGGUUCAGACUCGGGAGAUUGUGAUCGCCACAUUUCGCCGGGAGGCGUUUUGAAGAGGAAGCGACCGACGAGGCUUGAUAUACCGGUGGCUCCUGUGGGUGUUGCGGUACCUAUCUCGGUGAAUGCAGAGACGUCGAGGGGAGAGAGUGGAGAGGUUGAGAGGGAAGGUGAUGAGUUUUCAGUUUACUGCAAGAGAGGAAAGAGAGAAGCUAUGGAGGAUAGGUUUUCUGCCAUCACUAAUCUUGAAAAAGAUCCUAAACAGGCAAUAUUUGGAGUCUAUGAUGGUCACGGAGGAUCAAGAGCGGCUGAGUUUGCCGCUAAGAACUUGUGUAAUAAAAUUCUAGGAGAGUUAGUUAGUGAGAGGAACGAGUCAAAUAUUGAAGAAGCUGUGAAACGCGGUUAUCUAGCGACUGACUCUGAGUUUCUCAAGGAGAAAGAUGUUAAGGGAGGAUCUUGCUGUGUCACGGCUCUGAUUAGAGACGGGAAUCUUGUGGUGUCCAAUGCUGGUGAUUGCCGUGCUGUUUUGAGCGUUGGAGGAUUCGCGGAGGCACUAACUUCAGACCACCGCCCUUCUAGAGAGGAUGAACGGAACAGAAUUGAAAGAUCGGGCGGCUAUGUCGAUACAUUUAAGAAUGUUUGUAGAAUCCAAGGAUCUUUAGCGGUAUCUAGAGGAAUCGGAGAUGCUCAUCUCAAACAAUGGGUGAUAUCUGAACCAGAGACAAAGAUUUUACGUAUCAAUCCCCAACACGAGUUCUUGAUCUUAGCGUCAGACGGUCUGUGGGAUAAAGUUGGUAACCAGGAGGCAGUAGAUAUAGCUCGACCGUUCUGCAUGGGAACCGAUGAUCAGAAGCAGAAACCAUUGUUAGCGUGUAAGAAGCUCGUUGACCUCUCUGUCUCACGGGGCUCCUUGGACGAUAUCAGUGUGAUGUUGAUUCCGUUAUGCCGCUUCAUCUGACCAGUGAAGAUAUGUCAUAUUAGUUGUUAGGACACUUUGUGUAUAUUACCAUACUGUGCGUGCAUGAGUGUUUAUUGUUACGUAACACAUGAUAUCUCUAGUGUAUAUACCCCUAUGUAGCUGAUAAAUACUUUAGCUAUUAGCAUAAUCUUAAGAAAUUCCGAACGUUUGAAAGUUUGGUACGGUCUUAAUUAAGUACAUGUUGCAAUGACACUUUCUUAAGUUGUUUUCCAAGUGGAUUCUCUUUUACAUGUAUAUCUAGGUUGGAAAAUAUGGUCCUCGAAAUCUCCAUACAAUAUCUUAUCUUUUGGACAUUUCAAG
Molecule: messenger RNA, 1535 nt
Organism: Eruca vesicaria subsp. sativa (arugula)
Lineage: Eukaryota; Viridiplantae; Streptophyta; Magnoliopsida; Brassicales; Brassicaceae
Source: the annotation of a GenBank genome assembly